Meloidogyne enterolobii is the source of this 381-nucleotide messenger RNA. Lineage: Eukaryota; Metazoa; Nematoda; Chromadorea; Rhabditida; Meloidogynidae. The record is from the annotation of a GenBank genome assembly.
ACACAAAUUUAUUUUCGCUUCUUUUGUACUUCUUUCAUUGUGGCUCAAUCAAACAAACGAACUAAAUCGAAUCGUGGUGAUACCAACGAAAGAGGUGAAUUAGAAGAAGAAUCUGAACGAUUAGCUGAACAGUUGAAACAUAAAGUGAAUAUGAGCAGAUACACGAAGGACAAAAAAGAAAAGGUUCGCCAGUUUGUUAGUUUUACUCAAACUAGUGAAAGUACAGCAAUUCAAUGUUUAACAAAUGCUAAUUGGAAUUUGGAAAUGGCUUGUGAUAUUUUCUAUCAGAAUCCUUCUUAUUUCUCUCAGGUUGACAGUUCUGUGGAUAAUCGACGAUUGGAUCAAUUCUUUCAAAAAUAUGCUAAUGGUUUGUUAAUUUAA